AUGACUAUCGUCUUCUAAUAAUUAAAAAAAAAAAACAUUUCCCAAAGUCCAGAGGUCGUCGAGGGCCCACAGGCCCACGCAACCGGCUUUCUCAGCCUCUUCUUGAAGCCUUAACGGAGAAGAAAACGUAAAUCAGAAGAAAUCAGCCGACGGGCUAGAAGCUAGAUCUCCGGAUCAGUAAUUGAAUUGGCGUCCCAUGUGGAUAUUGAUUUAGGGUUUAUAUUCCAACCUGGGUUUUUCCCAACUUGGUCCAGAAUUUGCCAGCAGUAAUGCACCAGUAGCGUCAGUUAAGACGAUGCUGCGCUUUGAGGACCCCGCGAAGCUCAAAACUAAGAAGAUUGUGUUCGAGGAUGUAUAUGUUGGACGUGAUUCUGGCACACUUGAGCAACUGAAAGAGUUGAGCUCCAAGCGUAGAGUGAUUGAGGAGUCUAUUAAUGAGAGCAGCUUCAUCACAGAUGCUAUUGCAAGGGAAAUAUCUGGAGGAUUGACAUCUCCUUGUGAACAGGACCUCCAGAAGCUGGAACAGUAUCUGCCAUUAUUGGAAAACUUGGUUGUUCACUUUGAUUUGGUUAGCAACAACCGCCAGAUGAUUGUGUGGACUACAGAACUGAAGAUACGAUGGACAAGUGCUCUUAGUGCAUCAUCUUUUUUCAAUCUUCUGGGCCCAAAGUAUUUUCAAAUUGAUAGUUUGCGGUUUGAGCUUUGCAUGACCCUUUUCCUUUAUGGUGCAAUUCUUCGGGAGCGGGCUUUAGAAGUUCUACCAGCAGAUUUGGUGCAAUCUGCUACCCUUUUCAGAAAAGCAGCUGGAGUUUAUCAAUACCUGGCUCAUGAUGUAAUUCCAUCUCUACAUCCUGCGUCGACUGCUGAGAGGCCACCUGAAUCCACCUCAGCAGUGUCCAGUGUUAUGAGCCUUAUUUGUUUGGCUGAGGCCCAGGCUGUGACUAUAAGGAAGGCUGAAGAAAAAGGAAAUACCGGAGGUCUUUUGGCAAAGCUGCACUAUGGUGUCACACAAUUUCUUGAUGAAGCCACUGGUGUUUUAUAUUCAACAACUGGAGAGUGCAAAGAUAUUUCAUCACGCUUUUUGGAUUUCAUAUCAUCUUGCAAAGCGUUACACGAGUUAAGGAGUCAGAAGUAUCUUGCAGACAGUCUAAAGAUUGCUGGCCAUGUAGGGGUUGCAGUUGGAGUUCUUCAUCAUGCUCUGGUCAAUGCAAAAAAGAAAAUGCCAGGGGAGGAGUCAUGGCGAGUGGUUUUUAGGAAGGAGAUCGAUGAUGCUGCUGAUAUGCUCAGGAAGUAUGAACACGAAAAUGAAUUUGUCUGGCGUGAGAAGAUCCCCACCAUGGAUGAGUUGCCAUUACUGGAAGGUAAGAAAAUUGUGAAUUUCAUACCUUACCAUCCCCAGAGAUGGGAAAGGGCGCUUGUUUUCAAUAUUUAGACGUACAAAGAGAUACUGUACAGUAGUAUACCUGUCUUCAUUUUGUGCAAGCAAAAGGUUGUCAAACUUCUUGGAACUUCCAAGCUUUCUUAUUGUGUAGAAGAUAUGUAACAUCGAGGAAUUAGCAAACUCCUUUCUCGAGAACAUUCUUUUUUCUUUUUCCUUUUCCAGAGAUUGUUGAAGGCUGUUUUGGGUAAUCGAGUUAUGUGGAUCAAGUUUAUAUUUGUAAAUUGGAACUUGGGUUGAUUACUCUCA
Vitis vinifera (wine grape) is the source of this 1687-nucleotide messenger RNA. RefSeq lists its product as uncharacterized. The transcript is spliced from 6 exons. Lineage: Eukaryota; Viridiplantae; Streptophyta; Magnoliopsida; Vitales; Vitaceae. The record is from RefSeq and is a predicted model, not a curated record. Bases 296 to 1432 code for a protein of 378 amino acids.